Postia placenta MAD-698-R-SB12 is the source of this 1813-nucleotide messenger RNA. RefSeq lists its product as hypothetical. The transcript is spliced from 9 exons. Gene Ontology annotation, biological process: vacuolar transport. The record is from RefSeq and is a predicted model, not a curated record. Bases 56 to 1813 code for a protein of 585 amino acids. Lineage: Eukaryota; Fungi; Basidiomycota; Agaricomycetes; Polyporales; Adustoporiaceae. Gene Ontology annotation, molecular function: protein dimerization activity.
CGCAGACAACCUGCAUCCAACAUUGUUACGAGGGUACUGAGGCCACAACGGGAACAUGAAGUAUAGCCCAAGCAUGCGCGCAAUUCUCUUAUCGGCAGUCGCCCUGCUCGCCGUCGUGCGCGCGGAGGAGGCGCCAUGUACCGCCCAUGACGGCGAUGACUACUACGACCUGAGUCCCCUCAAGUCGAAUAAAGACUACGAGUUCAAGUCGCCCGACGGCAAGGAUUUCGUCCUGAAUGUCUGCAAGCCUGUGAACCAUGAUGUAUGGGCCCCGAAGGUCGACAAUCCCGAGAAUGUCGCUGGAUUCACCCGUCAUGAUCGUGGCGACUUCUCUAUUGGAGAAACAAACACGACGCUGACAGUCCAGAAUGGGCACCCCAUGCUAGUCAUGACCAAUGGGUCUCCUUGCCCCGGCGCAGAGUCGACGCGAGGCUCUACGGCUAUCCGAUUCAUAUGCGAUACUUCGGUGUUUGAAGCAGGCAAGCCUGAUAUUGUGGCGCAAUUGCCACCGGACGACGACUCUGCAUGCGCAUUCUUCAUGGAGUGGCGGACCCAUGUCGCCUGUCCUACGCAUGAGAAAACAGGCCGCAUAGGAUUUCUGACCGUCCUCGCAGCUAUAUUGACGACUGCGUUCAUGCUUUACAUCAUUGUGGGAACCUUCUACAAACGUUACGUACUGGAGUUGCGAGGGUUCGACCAAAUUCCGCGGCUCUCGAUCAUCUCGUUUAGCGGGACCAUGACAUGGGUGCGCGAUCGCAUCGACCACAUCAGGGAUCGGUCAAGCGGCGGGGGACGUAGCGGCGGAAGCGGCUAUAGGGGAUUAGGUGGGGAAGAUGAGCCGAUGAUGCAUGGCCCGCCAGGGUACCUGGACGAGCAGGACGAAGAUGAAGCGCAUGAUCUGGAGGCGCAGACGGGCAGUGAGGGCGCACGACCUGCGGCACUCUGCCACUUCACGAUGGCAUCUGGUGACCCGGGUGAGAUACACUGCGAUGAGCCGGAGAGGCUGAGAGAUCGUCGGGUAUCGGAACACCGGGACGCCUGGGUAUCGAUGCGGACUCUGUGUGUGCCCUGGGCAAGGGCGUGUUGGGGGGGUCCUCGAGGCUCGCGCUGCGGGGGUGGGGUCAUCUUCGCGCCUGUGAUGGAGCACGAUAAGGACGGUGCGAUGACUGUGUUGUGUCCUGGGCACAGAGGGCGACGAAGACACAAUUAUUUGUACGCUCUCUUUGGAGGCGGAUUGUUUGGAGGCAGCCGGGGCAGUUGGCAGGGUCGAGGGGACAAUAGGCUGCCAUGGCUGCAGCGACGUCGGGGCGGAGGCAAUCGCGGGCGCCUGUACGACGAAGACAUGGGUGGCAUACACUCCGCAGAGAACCUCGCUAAUACAAGGAAAGAGGCCACGCGCAGACAGCGAAUUGAGGCAGAGCAGCGGCGUCGGGACGAGCUCCGGGACGGGUACGCUAGACUAAAGGAUGUUCUUCCGGUCUCCAAUCAGAAGAGCAGCAAGGUCUCUCUCCUAGAGCGAGCGUGCAAUCAUAUCACUGCCCUCGAAAAGUCUAACAGACAAAUGCAAGCGCGCCUUGCCCAGGUAGAGUCGGAAGUUGGACGACUUCGCUCGCUCAACGAGAAGAUCUCUCUCGGCGUCGGUAACACGCCGUCCCCCGGGCAGGUCAAUAUGGACUCUCGACCGCUGUCGCCCCCGCCUGAGGAAACCAAGGUUCCGGCGCCGCAGCAGCAACAUCAGCUCACCUCUGUUGCCGGACAAGAGCCGCUACGGGAAGAUUCAGACAGUCCGGCCGCCUCGGAGGCAGACUUCUGA